Symbiodinium sp. CCMP2592 is the source of this 4089-nucleotide messenger RNA. NCBI's taxonomy places the organism in Eukaryota, Dinophyceae, Suessiales, Symbiodiniaceae. The record is from the annotation of a GenBank genome assembly.
AUGAAAUGGGUCAAAAGGCUCGAUGCGGAUCCUGGAAAGUUCCUGGAAGCGUUCUCCGACAAGGAGCUGGCCAUGCUGCUGAUCCCAACCACAAGAAUUAUCGUUACAUGCUCAUUGGCGCCUACACGAUGCCAAGACUACCACAAGCAAAAGGAGCCAGUGAACCACAUGUACCACAAGCCGAAGGACCCAGUGAACCACAUGUACCACAAGCCGAAGGACCCAGUGAACCACAUGUACCACAAGCCGAAGGACCCAGUGAACCACAUGUACCACAAGCCGAAGGACCCAGUGAACCACAUGUACCACAAGCCGAAGGACCCAGUGAACCACAUGUACCACAAGCCGAAGGACCCAGUGAACCACAUGUACCACAAGCCGAAGGAGCCAGUGAACCACAUGUACCACAAGCCAGCGAAUCUCGUGAUCCACGUGCAGAUUCCUUCUUGGGUGAUCCUACUAUGGAGGGAUUUAUGUUUGACCCGCUUAUCGAGAUGGCUGGUUGCGAUGUUGAAGGGAAUGAUGGCGUUCCACAUCCUUUGGAAGAGGUACCAGAACGGCGGCUACGAGGCAACCUUGCGGGUUGGUCACGAGCUGGACUUCCAGACGGUCUACGUUGUCAGACCUUUGCGGAGCAGGACGUCGGCUGAAGUAACGGCUGCCGUACAAGAGACGGUGCUGAAGCUGAAGGCGGAAGGUCUCCACAUCUCUAGGAUACAUGCGGAUCGGGCACGCGAGCUGCGUGUUCAAUCGAUCCGUGCCUGGGCCCUACAAAGGGGAAUCUUCUGCACGUUUACAGAAGGACAAGCGCCUCAAUCCAAUGGGCGCGCAGAAGCGGCAGUCAAGUGGGUGAAGGCGGCGGUGAAGCGCUUGUUGAUUGCCACCGAUCUCCCUAAGGACACUUGGGCUGUGGCGGCGAACUACGCGGUUCAACAGAGGAUGGAUCGUCUGCUACAACAAUCGUCGUCAAUGUUGCCGUUUGGGACCAAGGUUCACAUCAGAUCUAAGGUCUACGGCACUGGGGGAAAGUACGAUUUGGACUCGAGGUGGAAAGGAGGCACGUAUGUUGGCCCCAGCUUGGACGUCAGAGGAGGACACCUGAUAAGGUUUGAGAACGGUGCCUACAUGACCUCCACCCACUUGAGACCACAUUUGGUUGAGCCGGACAAGAUUGUGGACCUCGAGGAGUACGAAGUGUUACUGCCGGCGCCUACCAGAAGACUGAAGGGCAAGACUGGAGCAGUUGUUAAAGAAGAUGAGAGUGGUGAUGCUGAGGAGUCCUUCCCACAUGAUCCAGAUCAUCCUGCUGAGUGCUAUGCCCUGAGAUUGCUUGAGGAGGAGGCGUUUGUGAAGUAUGUCAAACAGCUGAAGCCGGACCACAAGUUCAAUGCAAUUGCUGUAAUCACAGAUGUGGAAACGAAGCAGCAUAUUGAUGCACACAAUGUGGGGGAGAACUUAGUGGCUGGAUUAUCGUACUUCAAGGGUGGCGCUUUGGAAAUCGAGGAACCUACUGGUGUUAAGGUGCUCCCACUGGAUGGCGAUGUACCCUUUCAGGUGUUUGAUCCCAAACACCGCCAUUCGACGAGGUCGUGGUACGGAGGGUCUCGAGUUGUUUUGGUCGCGUACUCUGUGAGAGACAGCGCAAAGCUGAAGGACCAUCAAGUCGAUCUACUACAUGAAAUGGGAUUUGAUUGGGAACCUCACUUGUCGAAGCCUCCUGAGGGAUUAGCGGAAGUAAAGGCACUCAAAGCACUGAGGGUUGGUCUCAUGAACGCCUCUAAAGAAUGUGGAGUUCCAGAACAACAUCGAGAUUCCUCAGAACAUGGGGGUUUGAUUGAUAAAGAUGCUGAACAAGGAGUUCCAGAACAACCUCGAGAUUCCUCAGAACAUGGGGGUGGUGUAGAUAAAGUACAUCAUGGGGCACCAGAGAAGAAAGAUGCUUGGUCACACCUUCCGCAUGAUUUGGAGUUGGCCAUUGGAGACAUGGAGGACCGUGCAGCACGCCUACGGGAUCUACUUGAGGAGGAGGAGAUCCUGGCCGAGGAGUACCGGCGCAUGGGUGAAGAGACGCGAGAGAAUGUAGCAGAUGCGCGUGAUCAAGUGUGCGAGUUUCUUGAGUAUGUCCAUAAAGAGCUCAUGGGCUUGGAAAGGUUGAAGAGUAUGACAUGCUUGAAGGCGGCGAGGGCAUCACAGUCUGCUGAGGACCAGGGCGAGAUUGAUUAUGAGGCCCUCCUGGACAGCCUGGAGGAAGAUUUGAAGAUAGUCCACACGGUACCAACGGUUCAAGUUAAGCAGUACUUGAGUCGCUGGACUGAGGCAAUCAAGAAGGAAGUGGAAGCCCUUUUUUCCUCAGGUACCUUGCGGAAAGUCACGUUGGAGCAGGCGAAGAAGAUGGAGGCAGAAGGACUUGUGACGUUUGCUCCUGCGAAAUGUAUCUUCACUCUCAAGCCUCCUCAGGUUCAUGGCAGGAGAGUGAGGAGAAAAUGCCGUCUAGUGAUAUGCGGCAACUUUGUGAAGGACAACAUGGACUUUGGCGAUUUAUACGCCGCUGGCUCCUCGACAGACUCGCUCAGACUCACCCUUAUCGUCUCUUCUCUGAUGAACUGGUUUGGAGCUAUUUCAGACAUUACGGGAGCUUUCCUUUUGGCCACCUGGCCUCCCAACUUACCCAAAUAUGGGAUAUACCCUCCCAGACUGGUUCGAGAUUCGGGUGUUGCUGGACACGAAGCUUGGAUAGUAGAGCGACCGCUCUACGGAUUGAGAGAAAGUCCGAGGAUUUGGUGUGAUUACCGCAAUAGGAGACUACUGACUGCCCGUAUCCAGGUGAACGACUGUAUCGUUGUUCUACGACCUACCGUAUCGGAGCCUGAACUAUGGACCAUCAUCGAUGAGGUCACGGGGGUCUUGUAUGGGCUCAUGGUGCUUUACGUCGACGACAUUGCCUACUUCUCUACCAAAGUCAUUGUGAAUGCGGUUCACGCUUUUGUGGUUGAGGAGUGGCCAGCCUCACCGCUGGAAUGGAUAGGUGAUGGAGACCCUGUCCGUUACCUGGGAGUGGAGAUUAGGACUGAAGCCAGGACAAUGGACGAUGGGACAGCGAGGCGGGUGUUCACCAUUGGGCAAUCUGCUUAUGUGCGGGAUUUGCUUCGCUCGUAUGGAAUGGAGGAAUGUUUUACCACUCAGCUUCCAGUGCCUAAGGAUUGGGUUGAGCAAGCAGAGAACAACGACGAGCCGGAGGAGGACAUCACGGAGGAAGCGAUUAAAAAGGCGCAACGUGUUGUUGGCGAGCUCCUAUGGCUUUCAACAAAAACCCGCCCCGACUUGCUGUUCACCACCAACCACAUGGCGGCAAUGCUGGGACGGAAGCCAGACUAUGUCUAUAGAGUGGGGCAGCGUGUGAUGGCCUACCUCGCUGCCACGGUUGAUGUGCGUCUGACCUUGGGACCUACAGAGGAGGCUACGCAUGAACUGGUCUGCUAUACGGACGCGUCCUAUGCUCCGUAUGGGCGCAGGAGCUUUGGGGCAGCCGUUGUCGUCCUUGCCGGAUGUCCGUUGGCUUGGAAAGCUGGACGCCAAUCCUUUGUGACAAUGAGCGUUAUGGAAUCAGAGCUCUACGCUGCAACGCAGGGAUGCACGCUUUUGUGUUCGGUGCAUUCUUUGCUCAACGAGCUUUUUCCGCAACAGUACCAGAAGGUGUUGGCUAUCGAUAACACCAGCGCCGUAUCGAUGUGUCAGGGAGGCCACGGAUCACAACGUACACGCCACUUGAAGAUCCGGGCGAGCUACAUCCGGGAGAAUGUGGAGAAUGGCACUCUGAUUAUACGGCACACUCCAGGAGAGUUGCAGUUGGCAGAUUUAGCCACGAAGGCGCAACCGAAGCUACGACUUCAACGAUUGAUGCAGCUCUGGGGCUUUGUGGGGUUCGCAACUACUUGGGCUAAGGAGUUGAAGCUGAAGCUGAUGAUGGUUUUGGUCACCAUUGCCCAUUGCAUUUGCCCUACCAGAGCGGAGGAGGUCGGGAAGGAGCCCUUGCCGAAUGCCGGCCUUGAUGAGCUCCUGUUGGUUUGCUUUGUGACUGCUAUUCUGGCC